AUGAAACCACUUUCCUUGGCCGACUUGACGCCUUUAAAAGUCCCCCACCAGCUUGAAAUUCUUCCUUAUACCAUAAAAACGCAAUUUCUACAGCUGCAUGAACUAGUUAGUGGGUAUAUCAAGACUCUUGAUGGCUAUAAGCAGCACCAAGCACAGCUAAGAGACGUGGUCAAUAAACUGAUUGAGCAAUUGAAUGAGAUCACUACCAUGAUCAACGAGUACGAGGAUACAGCUAAGACUAUAGAGGAGCAAUUGGCCAAAAUCAAGGAGCUACAUCAAGAAUUUAUCAACUUGGAGACAUACCAUUACCAGCUCUUAGCUGCAAAUUUCAAUCAAACUUUUUUGAAAACCAAGUUCAAGAAACUUGUAGAGAGCCUGGACCAGGAGGGCUACAAAAUAGUUCAGAAUGUGGGAAAAGACCAUAAUGAUCUCGAAACGACACUCGAGCAAUUUCGAGCUCUGCGAAAAAAAUAUCAUUUACGCCGAGAGAAAUUGAACCGAUGGGACGAAGAUAGAGUCACUGGGUUUAUCUGA
This is a messenger RNA of Meyerozyma guilliermondii ATCC 6260, 534 nucleotides long. RefSeq names its product ESCRT-I subunit protein. Bases 1 to 534 code for a protein of 177 amino acids. Lineage: Eukaryota; Fungi; Ascomycota; Pichiomycetes; Serinales; Debaryomycetaceae. The record is from RefSeq and is a predicted model, not a curated record. The transcript has a single exon.